UUCAACAACAGAUCCACAUAGGGGCCUUAGUUGACAAGUUCUCUUCAUGCUGUUGGGCAACUUCUUUUCCUUGAAAUAUAGGCAGUAUUUUACAGGGAUUCUGCCGUUGAAACUAUGGAAGGCCAAGCAUCCUCAGUUCUUGGAGAGGUGGACACGACUCGUCCCUUCCGCUCGGUGAAGGAGGCCGUCGCAGUUUUCGGCGAGCGCUUUCUUGCAGGCGAUGCUGCUCCUCCUCAUAAGGCCCAUGCAAAUGCCGAACCUGACAUCACGCCGAGGCCAACCUGCUCACUUCCAGCUCCAAAGCCAGCUUAUUCGACAUCCUCCUCACCACUUUCCUACACCUCUUCUGCCUCUCACUUCAUCCGAUGUAAAGACGUUGAGACCACAGUUUUCAGCUGUCUGAGAAACCUGGCGGCAGAACUGGAGGAGAUGAAGCGAGAGCUGAGGAUUCUGAAGGAGAGGGAGUCUGAGACCGCAAGAGCAAUUGCCACCAUCAAUUCCCAACUCCACAAGAGCAUGUCUAAACUGGCAGAGAUUGAGGCGGCAGAGAGUGCAGUGUCGAUAGAGCAGCAUGCUAAAGCUCGGAGCGAGCGAUGGCAAGAUGACAGAGCAAGGGACAUGGAAGAAAGACUCGAGUAUCUCCCAUGCUUGGGUCAAGCACUCAGUCUUGCGGAGAUAGAAGACCACUUGGGUGGAAGAAGAAAGAUCAAGCUUCGAAAGAGGAAGCCAAUCAUCCCACUGCUCGGAGAUCUUUUGUCCAGGGAAAGAGAGUCCUCUGAUCUCAACAGCUCUGUUUACAGUCGCUCUUCCUUCUACAGCUUUAGCUAAUCUUCUCCAUGCACUUUUCCCUUUGGCUUCCUGUAGUGUGUGCUAUGAACUCUGCUCGCUGUAAACAUCGAUGUAAGCCUUUUGUCAA
Molecule: messenger RNA, 916 nt
Organism: Musa acuminata subsp. malaccensis (wild Malaysian banana)
Lineage: Eukaryota; Viridiplantae; Streptophyta; Magnoliopsida; Zingiberales; Musaceae
Source: RefSeq, a predicted model, not a curated record